Messenger RNA from Lindgomyces ingoldianus, 3603 nucleotides. RefSeq names its product TPR-like protein. Gene Ontology annotation, biological process: microtubule-based movement. Gene Ontology annotation, molecular function: kinesin binding. NCBI's taxonomy places the organism in Eukaryota, Fungi, Ascomycota, Dothideomycetes, Pleosporales, Lindgomycetaceae. The transcript has 3 exons. The record is from RefSeq and is a predicted model, not a curated record. The coding region runs from base 85 to 3603 and encodes 1172 amino acids. Gene Ontology annotation, cellular component: cytoplasm; membrane-bounded organelle; kinesin complex.
CCUCGAUACCCUCCUGUGGAUAUAACUCGUUUCUUCUUCCCACAAAAGAAGUUCGCCUCGUGCCUCGAGAGUUGUUGCGAUAAGAUGGCGGAAGCGGUAGCCGUAGUUGGCAUCGUCGCCAACAUAAUCCAGCUCGUUGGGUUCGGCUCCAAGGUUCUGAAACGUCUUGAAGAAUAUCAGUCCAGGUUAGGAGAGAUCCCAGAAGCGUUCCGCCACAUUAAAACCGAGCUCCCUGUACUGCUAGAUGCCCUCCAGGAGACGAAAGCAUCGAUUGAAGCUGGAUCUAUGCAAGAUAAAUCCCGAAUAGCGCUCCUGCCUGCUAUUAAAGGGUGUGCAGAACAAAUAAAGGCACUAGAUGAUUUAACUAAAAAAGCACUACCUGCAUUAGGUGACUCCUGGGCUAGAAGAAGUAGGAAGGCACUUGGGAGCCUUCGGUAUGACGCAAAGGUAGAGAAGAUAACCGCGGUAGUCCGGGGGUAUAUCCAGACCCUAACAUACCACGCUGCCACCUCGCUAAGACCCUUAGCAGACCGAACCCUGGCCCGACCAGCCCCGUCCUCCACCGUUCCCUUCAGGCGAGAUCCACACUUUGUAGACCGCCACAUCCUUUCUGAAAUACAUUCUAAGAGUCAACAGUCUGCGUUUAGAACAGCACUUGUUGGCCUUGGUGGCGUGGGGAAGUCGCAGCUUGCUAUUGAAUACUCUUACCAGGUACGAGAAAAGUCGCCAGCUACCUGGGUCUUCUGGGUGCAUGCAAGUACCAGAGCAAGGUUCGAGGAAGGCUACCAGAAGAUUGCCGAACGAGCUAGGCUUCCUAGCUGGGAUCACCCAGAUGGGGACAUUCUAAAGCUUGUCCACAGCUGGCUGUGCGAUGAGGCAAAUGGUCGCUGGGUGAUGAUCAUCGACAAUGCAGAUGAUCUAGGAGUCUUUCCCCGUUCGUCACAGAGAAGUAAAAGUAAUAAAGAUGAUAGCAAAAAUGCAACGGCCUCUUUGCUAGAGUUUCUGCCUCAGUCAACAAAUGGGUCUAUCCUUAUCACCUCCCGGAGCCGGGAGGUCGCUUUCCGACUGACGGGAAGCUACGCAGACAUCAUCAGAGUUCAACCAAUGGACCAAGCACAUGCUCUGGCCUUGCUCCGAAACAAGCUUGAGGAGAGGUUUGAACAGGACGAUGCGGCUGCGCUUGUUGAAGCGCUUGACUACAUGCCCCUCGCUAUCACUCAGGCCGCCGCUUACAUUAGCCGGAGAGCACCGCGUGCUACGAUGUCAAGAUAUUUGCAGGAUCUCCGCAAAGGCGACCAAGAGAGAGGGAAACUUCUGGAAAUGGAUAUUGACGACUCCCGUAGGGACGGAGCGGCGUCAAACUCUAUUAUUGCUACCUGGCAGAUAUCUUUCGAGCAUAUCCGUACAGCAAAGCCUUCGGCAGCACGGCUGCUGUCACUCAUGAGCCUUUUUGAUCGGCAGGGGAUUCCAGAGUCCCUGGUUAGUGGUCGCUAUCAAGAGGACAACAAUGCCAGCCCUGACUUUGAGGACGACUUGAACACGUUGACGAGUUUCUCUUUAGUUGCAACAGACGUAGACGGGCACCAGUUUGAGAUGCACCGGCUUGUGCAGUUCUCAACAAGAAAAUGGCUGGAGCUACAAGGCGGAAUGGAGGGCUGGAGGGAAAAGUACGUCAAGCUUAUGGAUGAUAGUUACCCGGUAGGACGGUACGAGAACUGGAAAGUAUGCCAAGCGCUGUUCCCGCACGCCCAAGCAACAGUAGCGUGUCGGCCAGCUAGCAAUGGCGCUCUAGAGACAUGGGCAUCGGUUCUUUUCAAAGCUGCAUGGUAUGCAGAUGAUAUGGGAAACUAUGACGUAGCGCAGGAGAUGGGUCGAAGUGCUUUAGAGGCAAGGGAGACUGCUUUAGGAGCAAAUCACCUAGACACGCUCAGCAGUGUCAGCAACCUUGGAUUGGUGUUGGAGAAGCAGGGCAAGUACGAAGAGGCCGAGGCAAUGCACCGGCGGGCGCUGGAAGGAUAUGAGAAGGAGCUCGGGCGAGACCAUUCACACACGCUCACCAGCGUCAGCAAUCUUGGGUUGGUGCUGGAGAGCCAGGGUAAGUACGGAGAGGCCGAGGCAAUGCACCGGCGAGACCUAGAAGGAUCUGAGAAGGUGCUUGGGCGAGACCACCCAGACACUCUCACCAGCGCCAGCAACCUUGGGUUGGUGUUGGAGAGACAGGGUAAGUACAAAGAGGCCGAAGCAAUGCACCGGCGAGACCUAGAAGGAUCUAAGAAGGUGCUUGGGCGAGAUCACCCAGACACCCUCACCAGCAUUAGCAACCUUGGAUUGGUGUUGGAGAAGCAGGGCAAGUACGAAGAGGCCGAAGCAAUGCACCGACGGGCGCUGGAAGCAAGGGAGAAGGUACUUGGGCGAGACCACCCAGGCACUCUCAUCAGCAUCAGCAACCUUGGGUUGGUGUUAGAGGGGCAGGGCAAGUACGAAGAAGCCAAAGCAAUGCACCGGCGAGACCUAGAAGGAUCUGAGAAGGUGCUUGGGCGAGACCACCCAGACACUCUCACCAGCGUCAGCAACCUUGGGUUGGUGUUGGAGAGGCAGGGCAAGUACGAAGAGGCCGAAGCAAUGCACCGACAGGCGCUGGAAGCACGAGAGAAGGUGCUUAGGCGAGACCACCCAGACACUCUAACUAGCGUCAGCAACCUUGGGUUGGUGUUGGAGAGGCGGGGCAAGUACGAAGAAGCCAAAGCAAUGCACCGGCGAGACCUAGAAGGGUCUGAGAAGGUGCUUGGGCGAGAUCACCCAGACACUCUCACUAGCAUCAGCAACCUUGGGUUGGUGUUGGAGAGGCAGGGCAAGUACGAAGAGGCCGAAGCAAUGCACCGACAGGCACUAGAAGCACGAGAGAAGGUACUUGGUCGAGACCACCCAGACACCCUCACCAGCGUCAGCAACCUUGGGUUGGUGUUAGAGAGGCAGGGCAAGUACGAAAAUGCCAAAGCACUGCACCAGCGGGCGCUAGAAGCAAGAGAAAAGGUACUUGGGCAAGACCACCCAGACACUCUCACUAGCGUCAGCAACCUUGGGUUGGUGUUGGAGAGGCAGGGCAAGUACGAAGAGGCCGAAGCAAUGCACCGACAGGCGCUGGAAGCACGAGAGAAGGUGCUUGGUCGAGACCACCCAGACACUCUCACCAGCGUCAGCAACCUUGGGUUGGUGUUGGAGGGGCUGAGAAAGUAUGAAGAGGCCGAAGUAAUGCACCGGCGGGCGCUGAAAGCAAGAGAGAAGGUACUUGGGCGAGACCAUCCAAACACGCUCAUCAGCAUUGGUAACCUUGCAUUGACGCUCGACAGUCAAGGAAUAUUUGUGGAAUCAGAGAGACUAGGGGCAGAAGCACUGAGUAUGAAGGAGGUAGUUUUUGGCAUCGACCAUCCAGAAACACUGGUUAGCAUGCACAACCUAGCGUGGACAUGGAGGUCUCAAUGCCGUUACGAUGAAGCUAUCAAGUUAAUGGCUAAUUGUGCCAACUUACAGCGGAGAAAACUUGGCAGAAAUCAUCCGUCUACACUACAGUCUCUUGGUACUUUGGAAGCGUGGCAAAAUUGA